AUUGUUAUUUUGCCUUCAAUGUGGCUCAAAGAAUUAAAGUUUCUUUCAUUUAUAUCAGCAGGAGGUGUUGUAGCAUCUAGUGUCAUCAGUCUUUGUAUUUUGUGGACUGGUGCUGCUGAAGGGGUAGGAUUCCAUAAUAAAGGAGAGAUAUUGCAUAUGGGUGGAACUCCCACUGCCCUUGGCUUUUAUGCACUCAGUUUUACUGCUCAUUCGUUCCUUGCUUCCUUAUACUCUUCUAUGGAAGACAAAACUCAAUUUUAUAAGGUUUUGAUCAUCAGCUUCAGUUUGAGCACCUUUGGUUAUAUUUCUAUUGGAAUUAUGGGGUACUUGAUGCAUGGCAAAGAUGUCUCAUCACAAGUAACAUUGAAUCUGUCCAAAAACAAAAUUAGCUCAAAAAUUGCAAUAUACACUAUUCUUAUAAUUCCCACAGCAAAGUUUGCGCUAAUAAUGUCACCUGUUGUAGAUUCCAUUGAGAGAAAUCUUCUUACCCAUUACAAUGUUGUGGUUCUCCGACCACUUUAGAGAAGAAAUAUGAGAAAAAUAAAAAGAAUUCUAUUACUCUCUUGGAAAUAGAAUACAAAAAUAAAAAACUUCUCUCGUGGAGAUUCUCACGUGGAACCUCUCUCUACACUGUCAAAUUCUCUCUGGAAUUGCUCACUCUUCUCUCAAGCUCUCUCUGGAACUUAAACACACUCUCUCUCGGAGUUUACUCUCAAUACUCCUCACUUGGGAUGAUAUUAAGCUUGCUCUCUUGGAUUUUUUUGCAUGCAACGGGAUGAACCUAUUUAUAGGCUUACAAGGUCGGUUGCAUGGCCACAAUCUUCAACAGCUUCUAACAGUAGCCCACAAUUGUUGAGCAAGUUGGAGUUCGUUGUUAAAUGCAGCAACCAUUGUCAACAAUGAUGGCUGAGCAGUCUUCACACUGUCGGUGCAGUGAUGGUGCAGCUGGACUUCACAAUUCUCCCCCUCCAGCCGCAUUUAAACUGAUGGUCAUCUGCCAUCCAUACCGGCUAUGUCUCUGCAUAGCUUCAACUUCUCUUGAGCAACAACUUUUGUUAGCAUAUCUGUUGAAUUCUCUUUUGUGUGGAUCUUCAUCAGUUUCAGCAACUGUUGAUCUAUUACUUCGCGUAUCCAAUGAUAGCGGAUGUCAAUGUGCUUUGUACGGGAAUGAUACAUUGAGUUUUUGCUCAAAUCCAUGGCACUUUGGUUAUCACAAUGUAUCUUGUAGUCUUCUUGCUUGAUACCCAAUUCUGUGAGAAAACGCUUUAACCACAACAUUUCUUUACCUGCUUCCGCUG
Ziziphus jujuba (common jujube) is the source of this 1298-nucleotide messenger RNA. Its product is annotated as amino acid transporter AVT1I-like. Bases 19 to 522 code for a protein of 167 amino acids. Gene Ontology annotation, biological process: amino acid transmembrane transport. Lineage: Eukaryota; Viridiplantae; Streptophyta; Magnoliopsida; Rosales; Rhamnaceae. The record is from RefSeq and is a predicted model, not a curated record. Gene Ontology annotation, molecular function: amino acid transmembrane transporter activity. Gene Ontology annotation, cellular component: vacuolar membrane. The transcript has 2 exons.